This is a messenger RNA of Laetiporus sulphureus 93-53, 873 nucleotides long. RefSeq lists its product as uncharacterized. The record is from RefSeq and is a predicted model, not a curated record. Gene Ontology annotation, molecular function: protein phosphatase regulator activity. NCBI's taxonomy places the organism in Eukaryota, Fungi, Basidiomycota, Agaricomycetes, Polyporales, Laetiporaceae. The transcript is spliced from 3 exons. The annotation marks the transcript as partial. Gene Ontology annotation, cellular component: cytoplasm; Nem1-Spo7 phosphatase complex.
AUGCCGCCGCGACCGCUGUCCAAGUCGAGCUCAACGUCGUUUCGCCCAACCAAUGAUGCAGCCACAUAUCGCGACCUGUUGCUGUUUGAAGAGCGGCUCAAGACAAACGCAGCGACGCUGACGCGGCGCAAGCACCGUUAUCAACUGUUUCUCGGACAGCUGCUGCUGAUCAUUGCGUUUCUGCUGUCCGAGGUGCUGCUGCAAACGAACCUGCUCGCGAUCCCAUAUGCGUAUGUGCUUUGUUGGGCGCUGCCCGAGGUGUAUCAGCCGGACACGGUCGUGCGUGUCCACCCGUACUUUGCGUCGGGUCUGCUGUGCGUCGCGGUGACGACGCUGGUGCUGUUCUUUGCGAGUGGGAUGUACGCGGAGAAGAUUGGGUAUGCGAACCGAUAUGUGCCACACGCGAACCGGGCGCUGCGCAACUUGAACAUGUACCUCAACGUGCGGCAGCCGCCGCUGAAGCUCCCGUUCAACCCGCUCGCGCUGCUCUUUCCGCGGCCACGAGAUCCACCGCCGCCAUCUCGCACCUCUUCUGCAGCAUCUGUCCGCCGCCGCUCGCCGAGUCCCAACGCACCUAACAAGCGCAGCACGAGUGUGCCGAUUCCGCCGAUCCCGCCAGCAUCGAAUCCGCGGGGCGAACUCAUCUUUUCGUCGCGUGUGGAGCGGGGGUUUCGAGAGUCGUACGAGCGGUACCGGGCGGCGUUCGAGCGGCGGAGGGAGGAGCGGGAGCGAGCGGCGUUUGGACAGACGUGGGUGGGGUGGGUGUGGCUGAAGGUGCGGUGGGUGCGCAAGGGCGCGGUGGCGGCAAAGGCGAGUGUAGGGACGCCGGGAAGGGGGAGCCCGAUGCCUUUGAGGGCGGGGCGGAGGGCGCCG